Molecule: messenger RNA, 843 nt
Organism: Nicotiana tabacum (common tobacco)
Lineage: Eukaryota; Viridiplantae; Streptophyta; Magnoliopsida; Solanales; Solanaceae
Source: RefSeq, a predicted model, not a curated record
AUGAUCAAUCGGGUCAUUACAAGGUAUUCUCAACAGGCAGAGGUUGACUAUACAGAAACCUUUUUCCCUAUUGUCAAGAUGACAACAAUUAGAGUUUUAGUUACUGUUGUUGUGAAGAAAGGGUGGGAUAUAUUUCAACUUGAUGUAAACAAUGCAUUCCUUCAUGGUGACUUAUAUGAAGAUGUGUAUAUGGAGGUGCUACCAAGUCUUCUGAUUGAUCAAUCUGGCCCUCACAAGAUGAAAACUUCAUCCUCCACUAUCUUUGUAGCGGUGUAUGUUGAUGAUGUUAUCAUCACUGGUACUGAUUUAGUGGAGAUAGCCAACUUAAAGACAUUUCUUGACAAGCAGUUCAGAAUCAAGGACUUAGGGAGACUUCACUAUUUCUUGGGUUUGGAGGUUCUUUACAAGCCAGAUGGUGUUAUCAUCUCUCAAAGGAAGUUUACCUUGGAUUUGUUGAAGGAGUAUGGUUGCUUUGCAUAUAACAAUUUUUCUUCCCCUCUUGAUCCUACUCUGAAACUGAAGGCUGAUGAAGGCACUCUUCUCCCAGAUCCCACAUACUACAAAAAACUAGUGGGCAAACUAAACUUCCUAACUAACACCAGGUUGGAUAUAGCCUAUAAUGUGCAACUCCUUAGCCAGUUCAUACAGGCACCUAGAGAUACACACUUAACUGCAGCGUUCUAUCUUCUCAGAUACCUCAAGAAGGAUCCCACACUUGGGAUAUUUUUCUCUAAUGGUUGCUCCAUCUCUGCCUGCUAUGACUCUGAAUGGGCAGCCUGCCCUGACUCUAGGAGAUCUGUCAUUGGUUAUAUUAUUCUAGUGGGAGAUAAUCCCAUCAGCUAG